Molecule: messenger RNA, 1193 nt
Organism: Stylophora pistillata
Lineage: Eukaryota; Metazoa; Cnidaria; Anthozoa; Scleractinia; Pocilloporidae
Source: RefSeq, a predicted model, not a curated record
GUGUAUCUGGUGAAAUGAUAGUGGAGGAACAGACCAAAGGUCACCUCAGUGUCUCCCAACUCACUGUAGGUGAUGUAGUCCGUGGUAUCAAGGGAGCAGAACGGGCUUCUGCUUGGUGCGAAGUGAGGGCCAUCUACCCUUUACCACAAAAUGGGACCCGAACCACUUACGACGGCUUCACAGAUACUCAUAUGGUCGUGGAUGGAACGGUUCACCAAUACGGUGUUCGUGAGAAUGGAACAGUGCGCAUUGGUCCCGUGUAUACGCUUGCUACUGACUGUGAUGCGUCUGUGAAUUCAGCUGGUCAGGUCUUCACUCCUAUCAACAACGGGCUCUGUCCGUUUGAGCUGAGCUGGGACGAGUACCUCACACUGAUUACUGCCAUUCGGCGAGUGGCCAAUCGAACUGGAUACUUCUGGUUUGACUUGAGCGCCUACCACAACAAUGAAAGCGCCAUGAUGCCGUAUUGGGGAAUGCAGCUACCUGCAAUAUGCCGCAGUUUUCUGCGAUGCGCUCGUGAGGACCAGUGCCAAGAGUUUGAGAUCAUCAUGGAGCGGUUCGUGCACGAGUAUCUGAACAAAGAAUACGUGGAGAUCGUUGAACGCGUCUUUCCCAACAUGGGCAGUGAUGUAAGCAAGGAGCAAAGAGGAACCUUUACAGAAGUGGUUCGUCCAGAAAAACGAAAGAAUUACCUGGUGCUGUUUACUGCCGUGGGAAGCGCCCUGUUUGCGCUUGGAAUCAUCGUGGCUGCAGUGUUGUUGUACCGCGGACGAAGGAUGAAGAGGAUGACAGUAACCGAGCUGGGACCCAAGAAAACCAGUCCUACGGUUUCAUGAAGUUUUGAACUCCAUGUCACUUACUUUUUUUGAGCUCAAGUUAGUUGCGCAAUUCCCAUAUUCUGUAGGUUGUUUAUUAAGUUAAAAGAUUUCGUUACUUAGGUGAAUAGACACUGAUUUUUAUUCAUGAAAAUUACAGAACUAACCCAUUAUUAAAACAAUACAUAGAUGCACUUAGCAUCGAGGGGUGUCAGUUGAUAUCUGUGCAUGAUAACUAACUCAUUACGAUCGGGAGAAAACAGGAAAACUGUAAGUUUGAUUUAUCUAAGUUUUAACUGAAGCUUCAUUAUGUAUUCAAGCUUUUUAUUCCAUUUGCAGUUGCUGGUAGAGAGGCAAUAAAAACAUGUCUGUGAAGUC